AUGAGUAACGACGAUGUCAGUUAUUUGGUGGAGAACGAUGAAGUGUGGAGAUGUGACCCGUGUGCUCAGACACGCCGUAAGAGUAUGGUCCUUGAGUCCAAGACCAGUGUGUCUUACGAUGAUGUUCUCAAGCUUGUGACAGAGAUUAAAGAUGACUUCAAGCGAGUUGAGACUAGCCUCGGCGGCUCUUUAAACGCCUGUCACGAGGAGAUAGCCCAGAUCAAGGAUCUGGUCAACAAGCAGAGGGAGGAGUUGACAGCGUGGGCGAAGAUUGCUGAGGAUCUGAGGAGUGAGAAUGCUUCCCUUCGCCGUCAGGUCUCAAGUCUGGAGGCCAGGAUGGACGAGGCAGAGCAAUACUCGCGGCGUAACACCCUUGAGAUACAUGGCAUCCCAGUGGAGAAGAAAGGUGAGAACGUGGUGAGUCUGGUGAAGAUGGUGGGAAGGGCCCUCGACUACCCCGUGGAAGACGGCAUGAUCGACGCGUGUCAUAGACUCCGCACGAGGGACGGUUCCGGGAAACCACCUGGAAUCGUCGUGAAGAUGGUUAGGAGGUUGGACGCUGAGGGUCUGCUGCAGAAGCGGAGGGUGAAGAGGAACCUCAACACACAUGACCUAGGACAUACUUCGAGACCUGCAGAUGUGGUGUAUGUGAAUGAGAGCUUGGCUCCUGGUCGUCGCAAACUUCUCAAUGCUGCGCGCCAAGUGAAGAAAGACAAGGCUUACACCUACCUCUGGAUAAGAGGUGGCAAGAUCCUAAUGAGGAAGAAUGCAGGCGAUCGUGUGAAGGUAGUAACAACUAUGGACGAUCUGGCAAACUUGUAA
This is a messenger RNA of Homalodisca vitripennis (glassy-winged sharpshooter), 822 nucleotides long. RefSeq lists its product as uncharacterized. The coding region runs from base 1 to 822 and encodes 273 amino acids. Lineage: Eukaryota; Metazoa; Arthropoda; Insecta; Hemiptera; Cicadellidae. The record is from RefSeq and is a predicted model, not a curated record. The transcript has a single exon.